Molecule: messenger RNA, 1921 nt
Organism: Daldinia loculata
Lineage: Eukaryota; Fungi; Ascomycota; Sordariomycetes; Xylariales; Hypoxylaceae
Exons: 2
Coding region: 404-1921 (505 amino acids)
Source: RefSeq, a predicted model, not a curated record
CCCCCUCCAUUCUCCACGCGCGACGACUUUAGACCCAUCAUUUAAGAGUGAUUGGCGGCGUACUUUGUUUUUGGUAGCGGUGGACCCGGACUGGAUGCAUUUGUUACUUCAUGAUCUCGAAAAUUGACAUCAUUGGUCUAAGCUUUCGAGCCCCUGGUUUUAGUCCCCGUCUAUCAGAGAGGCUUCUGGGCACGGUUUAUCCCCGGAGCUCAAAACCCGGGCCCCUUUUUAGCGUGAUCGGCCUGGUUUGGGCUCAAGGGGAUAAGCGCUCGCCUCAUUUUCCUCGACGCGGGUGAACCAAGCCAGCUCUCGUUUCUAACCAGCUCACUAGUCAUAGUCAUACCUUCAGCUACAAUUCUAUAUUAAUUCAUCUUAUGGAAAAUUAGGACCUGGUUCAAAUACGAUGACGUCACCUUCAGGUGUAAAAAGGCCGCUCAAAGUGUCCAGCGGCAAUCCUCAGGCACAGAACGCGCCGGCAAAACGCGUCAGGCACAAGAGCUCAAGCAAAACGAGCACGGCGGUCUGGGAUGUGACCGGCCGCUACACCCUUAGCUGUGGAAAUAAGUACCAGCCCGUGGAUGCUAACGACUACGUUCUAGAUAUGCGUUAUACGCAUACUAGCUCUCAUACAUGUCAGCUAUAUGCCUUCUUCAAUUUCCCAAAUCUGAAUCUUACUGGUAGAAUGCGAUUAUGCCCGAAGAACGCAAUCGCGUCAAGUUCUAACGGCAAGCUAUUUCUCUCCGAUUUUGAAGCUGCAUGUGAAUUGGCUGAGGAUGUGAGACCAGGCCCGAAAUCAAAAGAGUGGUUGAUGAGGUGGCGCGGCGAGGAAGACGGCUUUAGGUUAGGCGGGGAGACUCGGGCACAAGGCCAGUUCCUGUUCGAAGAGGAAAAUGACCCCGGCGAAAACAAUAGAGGCCCCAAGAUACGCAUCAAGUUCGCCAUGGUGCACAAGGGCAAGCAUUUAAUCCUAGAGGGGACGCAGCAUGAUACGAGCCCCGAGAGCGACGAGGAUAAGGUUGCUGCCGAAGACCCGACGGCGCAAACUGAUGCGUCCCGGAUGCUAGAGGAUUGGAAGCAGCUCUACGAGCCUCAGUGGGAACAGAAGUCUCCUUCGGAUACUGAGGAGGACGAGCGAGAGUUGUUGGCGCUGCAGGAUGCUGGCGGACCCCUGCCCAAACCUCACAACAAAUGGGAGAAUCCUCGUACGGGAAGGGUCAUUACGACGAAGAACAAACCCGGCCCGAUCCCCGGAUUUAUCGUCAACGCGGGUGCGACGUCACGCUAUCUUGAAGAGCGCCCCGAUUGGGCCUGGAAUGUCAUGGGGAAGUACGAGAUCAGUACCAUCGGGCUAACUAAGGCUUUGGGUGUGUCCGAAGGCAAGCCUGUGGCUAUGACCAUGACGGUGCAGAUGGAUAAUAAUGCGAAGCACCAAAAAGCCGGACGACAGCUCUGGGCUAUAAUCGAAGCUGGCGAUUUACUCGCCCUCGCACGCUUUCGACCGUGUCCUACGCCUAACAGUCUAUUAGAAGACUCCUUAGAAGUCUUCGAGAAAGCUUGCGUCUUGAAGCCGGGGGUAUGGGUUGGCCCCAAGGCGCAAGGAACUCAAAACUGGGAGAUGCGUUGGAGGGGGUUCUCGGACGCUAGCUUGCAAACGAUGGCAGAGGAUGCUAUAGGGUCGGAGGUUAUAUUCACUAAAGAUGACCAGGGGAAACUAAUAUUUAGAGGCAAGAUGAUAGUUAAAGACGAGAGCUUUCUUGUGGUGGGAACCUGGGUUGCGCCCACGGAAGAGAGGCGGCCUAGCGCUCCUACGGUCAACACCGAAUGGGCAAAGUAUUUCAAGGGGAAACCUGCUAUAAAAAUACGGAGGCAUCUGGAACAUAUUAUUGUCCUAGAUAAAUACUGUCAAUCCACGCUAAUCUGA